UGCCCUAAGCCAAGGUCAGAUGCUCAACCACUGAGCCACCCAGGAAUCCCAAUGAUAUGACAUUUUUAAAUAGAUGCAUGUGUAUCCUUGACAAAUAUACAGAAUUUUAUGGCUUUUUGUAAAUGUACAAAUGGCAUUGAGCUAUAUGCCUCAUUCUACUUUAUUUCUCCUACUUGUCAUUUUUUUCUGAGAUCUACCCACACUGUCUAUAAAUCUACCUUAUUAUCCCUGACUACUGUGUCAUAUCUCAUUGUGGACACAUAGCACAUUUUAUUUAUAUAUUUCUUUCACCACAGACACUGGCAUAGCUCCCACUUCCUGGCACCACAAACCAUCCUGUGAUGAGAUGAAUGUGCUCACUAACAUUAUGUUUCAGGAUGGUGACACAGUGACACUACCACCAGCAAUUUGUGAUGGUUUGUAUCUUCUCACUGAAUUCUCAUGCUGAUCUAGUGAGGAAGGUCAGGUGAGGACCCUUGUGGAUGAGGAGACUGAGGCUUAGAGGGAGUGAGCAAAUGCCCCGAGUUCAUGUAGUUAUGUGGAAGGGACAGGGCUCGUCCUUCAUUUAUUUCCUUCAUUAAGAAGAUAUAUUUGAACAUAUUGAGACCAUGGUUUGAGAGAGAUAAAAAUUAUUCCCUGUGAAAAAUUACAGACAGUUGCAAGUAAGUGUUUUAAUACAAGCUCACAGAGCAGGGUAGAUUCUCCAGGCCCCUGGCAGCUGAUGUCACAGAUGGUGCAGGGUAUGUAUAGAACACAGUGUGGCCAGUGAAGAGAUUGUCUGCAGAAGUGAGCUCACCUUCUCUCCUGGAGCUCAGAGAGGAAGGAGACAGAAGGAAUUGUUCAUGUUGUGAGCUACUGAGCUGGCAUUAUGGUGGGACAGCACAUACCAGAUGAAAUAUGAAGCAGCAGCUUUGAAGCCUGAGCAACGGAACUUAGCAGACCUAACCCAACUCAGCUUAAUUAGCUUCACGGAACCUGAUUGGAGAAUUUGGCUCCCUGGGCUCUCUACAGCACUGAUCCCAGAAACCUCUUCAAUUCAGUCAGAAUGCUGUGUCAGGAACUUCACAUAUUUGGUAACAAGCUGGUGCGCAGACGUCCAUUGAAGAAAGAUGUGACUGACAUUGCCCCUGACAGAAGCCUGAGCACUAUGGAUUUAGUGGCCCUGGGUGUGGACAACACAGUGGGUGUAGGUGUGUAUAUCCUGGCUGGGGAAGUGGCCAACAGUCAAGCAGGACCUUCUACCAUGAUCUGCUUUUUGGUGGCCGGCCUAACUUCUGUGUUGGCUGGGCUGUGCUAUUCAGAGAUUAGUGCUCGAGUUCCCCAAUCUGGAUCUGCAUAUCUCUGCACCUAUGUCACUAUAGGUGAACUUGGGGCUUUCAUCACUGGCUGGAAUCUUAUCUUGUUCUUUGUUGCUGGUACCACCAUUGUGGCCUGUGCCUGGUCUUUAGCUUUUAACAACUUGCCUGGGAACCAGAUCUCUCAGGCCCUGCAUGAGAGCAUCUCACCUCAUGUUCCUCGGGUCUUUGCAGAAUAUCUAGACUUCUUUGUUGUGGGCCUUGUAUUGUUGCUCAUAGGAUUGCUGACUCUGAGGAUUACUGAGUUUUCCCUGGCCACCAAAGCAUUCACUUUAGUGAAAGUUUUGGUUCUUAGUUUUAUCAUCAUGUCUGGUUUCAUUAAGGGGGACCUGCACAACUGGAAGCUCACAGAAGAGGACUAUAUAAAGGCUGGACUCAAUGACACCUCGAGCUUGGGCCCUCUGGGCUCUGGAGGAUUCGUGCCUUUUGGCUUCCAGGGGAUUCUCCGUGGAGCAGCUACCUGCUUCUAUGCUUUUAUAGGUUUUGACAAUAUUGUUACCAGAGUUGAAGAAGCUCAGAAUCCUAAGUGUUCUAUCCCCAGGGGCACUGUGAUUUCAUUGCUCAUCUGCAUUUCAGUAUAUUUUGGUGUCUCUGCAGCACUUACACUUAUGGUGCCUUAUUACCAGCUCCGAGCUGGGAGCACCUUGCCUGAGGUAUUUCUCCAUAUUGGCUGGGCCCCUGCCUACUAUGCUGUGGCUUUUGGAUUCCUCUGUAGUCUUUCUGUCAGCCUCUUGGGCUUUAUGGUCCCCAUAUGUCAUCAAGUAUACAUGAUGGCAAAGGACGGCCUCUUGUUCCCUGUCCUUGCCAGGAUCCAUACUGGAACAUACACCCGCAUGGUGGCUACUGUGAUCUUUGGCAUUAUUGCAGCAAUCAUGAUAGUCUUCUUUGGACUUACUCAUCUUGUGGACCUCCGGUCAAUUGUAACUCUGUUGAAUUACUCCCUGGUAGCUUUUAGUGUUCUCAUCCUCAGGUAUCAGCCUGAGAGGAAGAAUGGGGGAAAUGAAGCACAGGUGCAACAGGAGAAUGGACCUGAAGCAGAGCAGCUGACUCUACGCCGAAUAUUUUUUCCAGACAGCUCCACCCCCACUCCACUCUCUGGCCUGAUUGUCUCUGUUUGCUCCUCACUGCUUGCUCUGCUGCUGACUCUUCUCUGCCUGGUGCUGGCUCAGUGGCCAGGUCUGCUUUCUGGAGACCCAUGGUGGAUCACAGUGGUUGUGCUGCUCCUGGUGCUCAUCACUGGGAUCACUGGGGUCAUCUGGAGGCAGCCACAGAGCUCCACUCCCCUUUACUUUAAGGUACCUGGCCUGCCUCUCCUCCCACUUCUGAGCAUCUUUCUGAAUUUUUACCUUAUGAUGCAGAUGCCAGCUGGCACCUGGGCCCAAUUUGGUGUCUGGAUGCUGAUUGGGUUUGCUAUCUACUUUGGCUAUGGGAUGCAGCACAGCCUUGCUUAACUCCACUGAAGUUAACACCAAAACUGUAGCCCUGGACUUGAACAGAGCCAGUACACAUUUGCUUGGACAUCAUCACACCUGAAUGCAGUCAGGUCCCCUGGAUAAUAAUGGGGAGUUCUCUUGAGCUCAUGGAAAACUAGGCCUCCCAUGCGAUAUUGGUGGAGAAAAGUUAAUAGAGCCAUUCUGUCUUUUUUUUUUAAUAAUAAAUUUAUUUUUAUUGGUGUUCAAUUUGCCAACAUACAGAAUAACACCCAGUGCUCAUCCCGUCAAAUGCCCCCCUCAGUGCCCGUCACCCAUUCACCCCCACCCCUGCCCUCCUCCCCUUCCACCAUUCUGUCUUUAUGUUGGAAUGUAGGAUUGCUUCUACUUAUUUUUCUUUACUUGUCUACUUUUCAAUUAUGUCUGUAGCUGCUUUCUGCCUUUAAAGCAAUCAUUACUGAAAGUAACUAGACAAAGUGUUUGGUUUUCUUUGGGUAAACACACAGUAUGGUAGUAUAAAAUCAUAUGGUAAUUCUAUUUCAAUUUGUUGAGGAACCUGCAUACUGUUUUCCACAGUGGCUACACCAAUUAACAUGCCUAC
Canis lupus familiaris (dog) is the source of this 3386-nucleotide messenger RNA. RefSeq names its product cationic amino acid transporter 3-like. Gene Ontology annotation, biological process: amino acid transport; transmembrane transport. The record is from RefSeq and is a predicted model, not a curated record. The transcript has 2 exons. The coding region runs from base 1046 to 2806 and encodes 586 amino acids. NCBI's taxonomy places the organism in Eukaryota, Metazoa, Chordata, Mammalia, Carnivora, Canidae. Gene Ontology annotation, molecular function: amino acid transmembrane transporter activity. Gene Ontology annotation, cellular component: plasma membrane.